This is a messenger RNA of Nicotiana attenuata, 752 nucleotides long. RefSeq names its product 40S ribosomal protein S24-1. Bases 76 to 477 code for a protein of 133 amino acids. Gene Ontology annotation, molecular function: structural constituent of ribosome. Gene Ontology annotation, cellular component: ribosome. The transcript has 5 exons. Gene Ontology annotation, biological process: translation. NCBI's taxonomy places the organism in Eukaryota, Viridiplantae, Streptophyta, Magnoliopsida, Solanales, Solanaceae. The record is from RefSeq and is a predicted model, not a curated record.
AUCUUCUCCUUUCUCUCUCACUGCGUACAUCGCUACUGCCUCACUCUUUGCCCUAAGAGACAGAGCUAGCUAACCAUGGCGGACAAGGCAGUCACUAUUCGUACCCGCAAGUUCAUGACCAACAGGCUUCUCGCCAGGAAGCAAUUCAUUAUUGAUGUACUUCAUCCUGGAAGAGCCAAUGUCUCAAAGGCUGAGCUGAAGGAGAAGUUGGCUAGGAUGUAUGAGGUGAAAGACCCAAAUGCUAUUUUUGUUUUCAAGUUCCGUACACAUUUCGGGGGUGGGAAAUCAACAGGAUUUGGUUUGAUUUAUGAUUCUGUUGAAAAUGCCAAGAAGUACGAGCCCAAGUAUAGACUCAUCAGGAAUGGGCUUGACACUAAGGUUGAGAAGUCUAGGAAACAAAUGAAGGAAAGGAAGAACAGGGCCAAGAAGGUCCGCGGGGUAAAGAAGACCAAGGCUGGUGAUGCUAAGAAGAAAUAAGUCUUAUGCAAACAAAAAAUCUCAUUUUGGGAUUGUGGUCUAUGUAUUUUUAUUUCGGUGUUGAGCCAUAAUUUACUGUUGAUUUUGACUUUGAUUUUGGGGCAAUUCAGUUGUCUUCUCAUAGGGAUAUCUCAUGGUGGGCUUAGAGUACGUGAGAGUUCUUAUUAGUUAGUGUUACUUGUUACUAUUAUUUUAGUAGAGAUCUUUUCCGCACUAGAAGUUUUGUUUGGAUUAACUUUUGAAUGCCAAAUCUUCAAUAUUGGUUGUUCCUCCGA